Messenger RNA from Diospyros lotus (date-plum), 2459 nucleotides. RefSeq lists its product as uncharacterized. The transcript is spliced from 6 exons. Bases 1383 to 2255 code for a protein of 290 amino acids. The record is from RefSeq and is a predicted model, not a curated record. Lineage: Eukaryota; Viridiplantae; Streptophyta; Magnoliopsida; Ericales; Ebenaceae.
AUCGAAUAAUUAGUUUUGAAGAGUUGUUUAUAGAAAAAACGAUAAAUUAGAUGACAACAACACAAACUCUUGAGUUAUAAAAAAUUAUCUUCACUAAUGAUCAUGCAUUUAAAAUUUAAAUACAUAAUAAAUUAUUAUAAAUUUAUAAUAUCAAUAGAAUGACAUAACGAGGCAUCAGGGGGCCGACCCGACCCGGCCCGGGGUAAUUACUUUCCCUCCCUCAUUCUCCCGGGAGAAAAUAUUUUCCACCGUCUUCCACCAACAAAGGAAAGGAGGAGAUGAAUGAAGUAGACAAUGGCCGACGUGCGAGCGCGGAUCGGAAUCAUGAGAUGGUUUGGUUCGAUGGCGGCGGCGUCCCCGCACGAGAGACAGAGAAUGCGGAGGGGAAGAAUCAACGAACAAAGUAGGAAGUAGUCCGUUCCGAUUCCGAGGAGGCAACGAAUCCGCUUCCUUAAUCUCUUCUUUUUAACUCCUCGUGCAUAUUACUGUCUCGUUGUUCAAUUCCACAGCCCUAAAUCUCUUUCCGUGGAACGCAGGAAUCCAAACUCCUCCGGGGAUGUAAACAUCUACAAAAUUUCGAUGGAAUUUACUGAUACCGAGCACGGAUCCAAUCAAGUGUCUCGAUUAUACGGGAAUUUUCGAUUAUCAAUCACAACAGGAAGAUCAAAGAUGUUGAAGAUAUUCUUCUUGAGGUUGAAUUCAGGUCCAGGAUCUUCUUCACGAGUUUUUUUUGGUGGGAAUGCAAUCUAAGUGGCUUGGGUAUUGUCUCCCAUGGGAUAAGAUGGUGGAAUCUGUCUUGAGAUAAACCUUGUAGAUUGCCAGUCACACUUGCUGAGAAAACCAACCACCAGAGCAAGCAGCUAUCUCUUUCUUCUCUUUCUUACCUAAGCCUUACUCUUUGCCACGUUUCACAAUCUCCAUUCUUGCAUUUAUAUAAUACCGCAAUAUACCGCACUGUGCACUACAGAACAGUGGUUGUGAUGGAUGGCCUCAUAAACUCGAGAGAAUAGGUCGAUUGUUGUUUGUGUACUGCUCAAGGUUCUCUUCAAUUCUCAGCAAGCAAACAAUUCAGGUUGAAAAUUCAUUGAAUCAUCAACAAAUGGAGGAGAAAGGAAGUUCCCGUGUCUCUAGUGAAGAAAGCUCAAACAUGUUUUUCAUGGUAAAUGAAGAAGAGGAGGUGGACUUAGCAAGCUGAAGUGGGUGAAACUUUGGGAGAGCAUAGCCUAAGUAAUUAGGGAUGGUGAAUUCAUGGACAAAUGAGUUCGAUCCGUUAAACGAUGAACUUAUCAUCUCCAUAUUCAACAAGGUAUUGGAUGCUAAAUGGCUGUUCAGAUGCUACAUGGUCUUGAAGCAUUUUGCUAAUCUUGUACGCCGUGUUGAGAAUGUUUCCGUCUCAGUGGCCCGCUAUAUCCCCUUGUCGGAAGAAGAUCAGACUUAAAGUUUUUUGCUUCUUGGAUGCACUCAAAGAUCUUUUUUCUUUGGAUAUCCAGUUACCCUUUCUCUUUGACGGGGAUUGGGAAAUGUCAUGGUUGGCACUGCUCAAAUGGAAGAGAGCCACGUUGAACACCAGCCUCUCCGAGAAGGAUCCGGAAAUGUCAUGUUUGACCUUACUUAAAUGGAAGAUAGCCAGGUUCAGCACUAACAUUGAAAGUUUUGUAUUUUUCAUGGCAACUUCCAUUCUUAGAAAUGAACAUUCAAGGCCCUACGAAGAAGAAGAAGAAGAAGAAGAAGAAGAAGAAGAAGGUGAUGCAAUAAAUAUGAUGACAGAGGAGCUGAGAAACCGUCUUGGAUUAGCAAUAGAGUUAUUAAUUGAUGCAAGUGGGAGGCUUUGUGUGCUUCUCAAUGUUCUCGAGAAACACAUGAAGCUUCAAAAUGUCACGAUUACAGAUUCUAUGAAACAAGGAAAGAUCUGCGCAUCCCAUAAACAAUUGGUGGAGUUGAGAAAUUUGACAAUGACAAAGGCAGUAGCGUCUAAAGUUGAUGAUACAGAACCAGAAUUGCUGGUGAGAUAUGCUUAUCUGCCAUCAUUGCAUUUGCUGAAGUCUGGAUAUGUUAUGAAGGAAGCCACUCUAGUUUUCGUCAGACAGGUUGAUGAGGUGCCACGUGGUGAUGAGAGUGAUGAUCAUGCAGAUGGUGAAAUUUUAGCCGGUUCUUUUGACGGCGACGAGGAAGGGGCUCUUAGUGAAGCUGUGGAGAAAAUCAUGGAGAGCCACAAAAGUUGGAUGACUACGGCAUCCAUAGAGGACAUGCUUUAAAAUGUGGUUGCAGUUGCUCAAAGACCAGCAAUAGCAAGGUGUAGUAAGUAGGCCCUUCUCAAAGUAUUAUCAUUUGCCCCUUUGAAUUUGAAGUUAAAAGAGAGUUAAGUCUGUUAAAUACUUAAAACAUAUACUUUAAAAGUAAAAUAAAAUUCUGUUUUGAAUUUUAGAAUCCAACAAGUUCUUUCCAAUGAGCUUCAUAAA